AAAAAAAAAAAACAUUUAUCAUGUUAAUUUUGCAUUAAAACCUCCCGAAUUCCUCUGGACAAAUACUAAGUAAGAGUUUGUAUCUAUAAAAUGAAUGCAGAGAAAUGUUUCGGUUGAUGUCGAGAUCUCUGACUCCUGACUGCAGACAAAUCUGAGAGAAGUUGAGAUCUCUAAACUUUAAUUUCAUCUGUCUGUGAGAACUGUGCACAUAAUAGAACAGCUGCACAAGAAUAAGGGUGACACGGAAUCUAUUUACCGUUAUUUUUCUAGUAGUCAUUCUUUUCUGAAGAGCUCGCGUUCACAUGACCUCAAGGGGAAGCUGCGGAGAACUCGUGCCGUGAAUGCCUCACAUAUUUGCGGCUUUUCCACGGGAGCGCGUAGAGCGAGAUCACGUUCAUUGACAUAUGCAGACUGGAACGAGAGAGAGAGAGAGGCUUUGCGAAGUCUGAUUCAUCUUUGUGAAUCGACUCGCUAGGGUGAUUCAUUUCAAUGAACCCUUUAACUACGAAUCCUUUUUUUUCUUUGUACAAAAAACUGCUAUUUGGUACUAACAGCCUCAAAUUUUAAGGUUAAAUUUAUAUAAAAUUGUCGUUAACAAAAAUAUUGUGGAAAAUCAUUAGUGUUGACAGUGUUAUCAAGUAUUUAUGUGCGUCAAGUAGCGACAUUUACUGGCUACCAUAAAAAGCCUGUAAGUAGGCUAAUAAAUCAUAUAGCUUAUAGUUGUUUAUUCCAAUUAUUGCUACAUUUAACUGUUAAUUGGAGCGCAUCCCUUCGUUUCGCGAAUCGGGUGGAAUGAAUCAUUCGAACGAAUCGGUUCAAACAAAUGAUUCGGUCACGAGUCGACAUCUGCGAGCCUUACGUCACUCUCGAAGACUCCGCUUGCGGGUUUUUGUUGAAGGCGGAAUACAUUCGUCCGUCCGCUGCUAACGCGUUUUACACACGGCAGCGUUACAGUCGCGCGAGCCGAACGGAACAGUGAACGAGAUACGAGUCCGAUGAGCAGCUCGAAAUCCCCGUUUGAUCUGCAUGCGAUAUACACUAUAUGUUGGGUAAAGGGCUGAAACGGAAGCUGGAGCAGGAGGAAGAGAAUGACGUGAUGAGCUGCCCUCAGGACGCGUCACCCACCUGCUACUGGCUUCAGCGGCAGACUGUGCUCAACCUCUCGCUGCUGAAGCUGCACAGCCGUCCGGGACACUCAGACCCGGGCCUGGCCCGCAGGGUGCUCAUCACCAACACGCUCCGGCACAUCCAGGACGAGCUGAGAGGGGAGGGCGGCCCCAUACCCCAGCCCUUCCCCAGCACCGGGGCUCCAUUGGGUGUUGUUGACGGGUGUCGGGAACGUCCGGCGGAUUGUGGGGUCGAGGUCCAGAGCGAGGGCAGUUUGACGCCCGUCUCACGGUUGGAGGAGGACAGACAUCUGCUUCUCUGUUUGUCUCCGUCCAUUUCCAGACAGCAGCCCCCAUCAUCCUCUGUUAUUAAAGACAGCUUCACCUCAGCUCUGGCUGAAAUUGAAGAUCUGUGCCCGACUGUGGGAAUAACCACUUUAUUUACUACAGAGAUGGGCCGCUCACUCACAUCAGACCCAAACUCCAGACAAACGCACCCAGAUCUUUCUGAAAUGAACAGCGGUUUGGACUCAGUGUCGUCUCUCUCUGACUCCGCCCUUUCAGUGUUUGGCCACACCCCCUCGCUCCUCACUGAUUUCUCAUUGGACGAUUUCCUGUUCACGGAAAUAGACAGCUUGCUGUUCGACAACGUCCCCUGCGGUUCGUCCCUGAGCGCGAGCUCGGGCGCGUCAAAAGUCGUUUCCAUGGUAACGGACGACCUCGUAAAGACGCUCACUGGUUACGGUAACGGCGGGACGAGCCAAUCGGCGCUUCCGUCUAAUCAGACUUUCAAACUGGAUCUGAACGAACUGGAUCACAUCAUGGAGGUUUUGGUUGGGUCGUAAUUUGAUGCAUGUUUAAAUUUGUAUUUAAUAUUAAGGUCAAUUUUUACAAUUGUUUAUGGUAUUACGGUAUGUAGACCAAAAAAAGGGUUACUAUGGAAAAGAAGGUAAAUGGAUAUGUUCAUAUAUUUAUUUUGAUACAGUAAUGGAGGGCACACGAUAUAAUGUAAUAUAUUGCAUCAAUUUUAUAAUGUUAUAGAAUGCUAUUUCAGUACUUUUUCUUGUGGAAAGUUCAUAUGAAUUGUUAUUUUAGUAUUAAAAAUAUUUUUUAAAUAAAUGAAAAAAAAAAAUGCUUUUAGUUUGUUCUUUUAAAAUAGAUCAAUUAAAAACAGACAUGAAGACAGUAACGUGAUUUCACACCAAAAAAGCAUUUUCUCUUAAAUUAUUUUAAUUUCUUGUGUACACUUAAAGAAAAUUUACACACUCGUUUUGUUUUUUUUCUUUUUUCAAAGAACCCAGGCAUGCGCGAUUGACCUCGGUACAGGCUCUUUAAAGAUAUCAUUCAUCUGUAUGAGUUUUCCAUAGGAAUUUUCCCAUAACAAUUUUUACAUGUUCCAUAGUUUGACUGUACACAGUCUGAAGCCAGUUAACUAUGUAAGCAGUUCUUCUGUAUAUCUUUACAAUGUGCAAAAUCCUCCAGGAGACAGAAUAAACAGUGACACAACCGGGAGAAAAAAAGCCAAAAGAUGAGAAAACUCGUUUCUGGCGAACACUUCCCAUCAUGCACUCCUGGCGUACAGGACCGCAGUGACGGCAGACGUCCUCCAGAGUCGCUUAAGAUUUAUCCGAUUAAAUAAAA
Cyprinus carpio (common carp) is the source of this 2747-nucleotide messenger RNA. Its product is annotated as SERTA domain-containing protein 2-like. The record is from RefSeq and is a predicted model, not a curated record. Gene Ontology annotation, molecular function: transcription regulator activity. Lineage: Eukaryota; Metazoa; Chordata; Actinopteri; Cypriniformes; Cyprinidae. Gene Ontology annotation, cellular component: nucleus.